Messenger RNA from Hirundo rustica (Barn swallow), 2408 nucleotides. RefSeq names its product 4-hydroxyphenylpyruvate dioxygenase like (gene HPDL). The transcript is spliced from 2 exons. Bases 181 to 1359 code for a protein of 392 amino acids. Lineage: Eukaryota; Metazoa; Chordata; Aves; Passeriformes; Hirundinidae. Gene Ontology annotation, molecular function: 4-hydroxyphenylpyruvate dioxygenase activity. The record is from RefSeq and is a predicted model, not a curated record. Gene Ontology annotation, biological process: aromatic amino acid metabolic process.
GCACCGCGCCCGGCCCGCCGUGCCUGGUGCAUGCCGGGGAGGAGCGAACUGAACCGCCCCCGCGCCGGCCCUGCCCGGCGUCCGCUUCGCCCGCAGCCUUGACCCCGGUGGGGGAAUGACUUUUUCCCAGGGCCAGCAGCCCCUCUGAUUCCCUGCGUCCUCCCUGCAGCCUGCCCAGCCAUGGCAGCCUUGCUGAGCCGCCCCUGCUUCAUCUCCCUCCACCUGCCCUACAGGCAGGGCUGGGCCCAGCACCUGGCCAACACCUUUCGCUUCCAGCCAGUGGCCGUACGGGAGACGCCGCGUGUCCGGCAGCUGGCCUUGCGACAGAAAUCUGCCAUCUUCCUCGUCAACGAGCGCCUGGCACCUGCCAGCACCUCGCCCUGUGAUUUCCUCUAUGACAUAGAUCCCCAGCCCACCUUGGGCACAGCCUCCAAUGUCUGCUUCGAGGUGGAUGACGUGCCGGGGCUCUGCAAGUGGCUGCAGAGCCAGGGAUGCUCCUUGCUGGUGCCCCCCACCGAGCUGAGCGAUGAGGGUGGUUCUGUCACCUACGGCGUGGUGAGCUCUGUCGUGGGCAACAUCAGCCACACCCUUUUGGACCGAUCCUGUUAUCGGGGUCCCUUCCUGCCUGGCUUCCAGCCCAUCCACGGAGCCCCCUCAGCCACAGGGGAUGGGAUCAAGAUCACUCACUUUGACCACAUCACGUACGUGUGCCCCCGGGGUGGGGCCCGGGCGGCUCUGGACUGGUACCAGCGCUGCUUCGGCUUCCACCGCUUCCUGCUGAACCCCCAGGAGAGGCCAGCUGAGGGGUAUGUGCUGGGGGGACAGGGGGUGGGCAUGCUGCUCCUUGCACUGCAGAGCGCCCAGGACACCCCAGCCCACGGCUGCAAGCUGGUCUUUGCUGAGUCCCUCUCCCAGAAUGGCACCAACCAGGUGGACACGUUCCUGGAGCAGCACGGUGGGGCUGGGAUCCAGCACGUCGGCCUCUGCACCACUGACAUCGUCAGCACCACCAGAGCUCUGCAGCAGCAGGGGGCACGGUUCUUCACACCCCCCACCACAUAUUACAGCCAGGGGGGCAAAGCGGAGGAGAUCCGAGGAGCUGGGCAGGACCCCCACAUGCUGGCAGAGCUUGGCAUCCUCCUGGACACCACGGUGCCUGGGCACAAGGGCUGGUCGGGCACUGGUGCCACAGAGAGUCCCUCUCGGGAAUAUUUGAUGCAGAUCUUCACCCAUCCCAUCUUCUCUGAGGAGACCUUCUUCCUGGAGCUCAUUGACCGUCGGGGAGCGACGGGCUUUGGGGAAGGCAAUAUCCAGGCACUGUGGAAAGCUGUGCAGGUCUACAUGGACCAGCAGCAGUAGUGCAACACUGCAGUCCUCCUCCCUCAGCUCCCCAUCUUCUCCAGUCCAACCCUGGGGCAAAGACCACAGAGAUCCCAUCCCUGGAGUGGCCCAGGUGGGCAGGGACUAAGGGAUGGCUCCAGAUCAAUCCAGAGCCAGUUCAGCGUGGGAAUAAGACGCUCGGGGCUGAGACCAGCGGGGGUCUGAGCAUGCCCCAGGAUGGGUGGGAUUUCUCCCCUGCCCUGGAUUCCCCAGUGAUUUAUCAACCUCACGUGAAGAACUUUCUGCCUUGGUUUCAUCUUAAUUUAUUGAGACUUGAGCCUGCAGCACGGCCAAGAGUGUGCUGGCACAGAAACAUGCCCAGACAUGGAGAAAUUAUCCGAGGGGAGUGGAUAAUCGGGAGGCCGUGGAUAUGGCCACUUCCUGACAGUUACCACCCACAGCAUGACCAGCCCUGGAGGGCUCGCGGUGGCCUCUUGCUCCUCUCAAUCAAAUUAACUUACAGGCACUGCUUUGAGUUUUUAAUCCUCUUAUUUAAGAUGUGCUGAGUGCUAGGUGAGGAUGAAAUGGCCAUUUCCAUCACUCAAAGCAGGCGUGUCCCUAAAAUUGAGAUCACUGCCCCUUGCAUUCCUCCAGGACUGUCCCCUGUCCCGGCCAGUCCCCAGCAUUGUGCCUUUGCAAGGGUGCACCAUAGUCAGCACAAACAGUGCUGAGCAGCCCAACAGAAAAAAUAUAAAACGAGGAUGAAACGGUACAAAAAUCCCUGGGGGCAGUUGUUCAGCCCCAGGGAGGAGCAGCCCAUGGGCAGGAGCUGCACAGCCCUUGGGGGCUGAUGUCUGCCCUUGCAGGAGGGGUGCUCUGAGUGCCUUAUUUGGGGUCAGCAGCAGUUCAUGCUCAGCCAAGGGCCUCUUGGGUGCAUUAAUAAAGAGAUCCCUGCUCUCCCCAGCCCAGACGUAAGGAUCCUGUUGCCUAUCUUUUCAUUCCACCGCAGGCUGCCCAGCACCCCCAGCUUAGCACAGUGCAACAGACAGUCCCUUAGAAAACCCCCCACACUUGAGAUUUAUUUUCAG